Saccostrea cuccullata (small rock oyster) is the source of this 750-nucleotide messenger RNA. Its product is annotated as nuclear apoptosis-inducing factor 1-like. The record is from RefSeq and is a predicted model, not a curated record. Gene Ontology annotation, cellular component: nucleus. The coding region runs from base 208 to 750 and encodes 180 amino acids. The transcript has 7 exons. NCBI's taxonomy places the organism in Eukaryota, Metazoa, Mollusca, Bivalvia, Ostreida, Ostreidae.
AGGCGACCGUUUCACUAACAAAUCGCAAAUCGUAAACGUACGAUAACGUUUACGAUCGCCACACGUACACGUAAACGAGCGUUUCACUAAACCUAUCGUAAACGUAGCACUUACGACCGACGAGUUACGAUCAACUUAUUGGAACUCUUCUGACAAAGGAGGUAACUGUAGUUACAGCAGACGAUUUAUGUCAACAAUCAUCGCAAUAUGGAAGAGAGGAAAGCUAACUGGUCCGAGGUAGCUAUUGAGACGCUGGUGGACCUCGUCACAGAUUCUGAGCGAUGGGCUGUAAUCCGAGGGAAGUUUAGCCCAGCGCUUACAAUCCACACAAAACAGAAAGUCUGGAUUGACAUAACUGAAAGGGUUAAUGCAAGCUCCACCUGCAUCAGAGCAGUCAAGGACGUGAAGAAAAAAUGGCAGGAUAUCCAGAGCCAUACCAAGAAAAAGGAGGCCAACAGGAAAGCUGAGCUCAGAAAGACUGGAGGAGGACCACCUCCUCCAGAACUGAAGAAUUGGGAAAAGAAGAUCGUAUCUAUCCUCUCAGAAGAUGUCAUUUCUGGUGUAGAUGGGGGGGGGGGGGUUGACUCUUUGUGCACAGCAAGUUUUCCAACAGAUAAAAAAAAUACUCAAUCCGGACAGGACCUACCAGUGUCAAAGAGGAGAUAUGAGGAAGCAAAUCUUGAACCUGCAAUGGGGAUGGAAGCACCAUCAUCAUCUUGUUUCCCGUUCUAUCAUCUUUCGAGUUUUUAG